AUGUCAAGAAGACAAAAUCCAACAGAUUUCCUUCAAAAUAUUAUUGGAAAACCUGUAUUAGUUAAAUUAAACACAGGAAUUGACUAUCGUGGUAUCUUAUCAAGUUUAGAUGGCUUUAUGAAUAUUGCACUUGAGCACACUGAAGAAUAUGAAAGUGGAGUUUUAAAAAAAAAGUAUGGGGAUGCCUUUAUUCGUGGGAAUAAUGUUCUUUAUAUUAGUGCUCAAAAACCAGGUGGAUUUAGAUAA
Molecule: messenger RNA, 246 nt
Organism: Strongyloides ratti
Lineage: Eukaryota; Metazoa; Nematoda; Chromadorea; Rhabditida; Strongyloididae
Product: U6 snRNA-associated Sm-like protein LSm6
Exons: 1
Coding region: 1-246 (81 amino acids)
Biological process (GO): maturation of SSU-rRNA; mRNA splicing, via spliceosome
Cellular component (GO): nucleolus; U6 snRNP; P-body
Molecular function (GO): RNA binding
Source: RefSeq, a predicted model, not a curated record